Messenger RNA from Camelina sativa (false flax), 1293 nucleotides. RefSeq lists its product as uncharacterized. The record is from RefSeq and is a predicted model, not a curated record. Lineage: Eukaryota; Viridiplantae; Streptophyta; Magnoliopsida; Brassicales; Brassicaceae.
CUCCCUUAAAGAAAGGAAAUUUUAAUUAGAAAAAAAGGAAGUUGUGAAUAUCAUCUCUCUCUCUCUCGCUCAGUGACUGAUUCAGUCAUUCAGAUGACCACUGUCUCCGUUGCCGUCGUAGCUCCUCCGCUUCAUUCCCCAUUCUCUCGUCAUCUGAGUCUGACUAAGCUCUCUUUUCAAAUUCCAAGAACCGGCUUGCGGAGGAAACAACUAGGAUUUGCUUUAGCUUCUGCUGCGGUUUCAGAAUCGCCAUCGGAAGCCACCUAUGAUCCUGAGCUCCGUUUAGUUUUCGAGCUCGCCACCGAUUCUGAAUUGUAUGAGCUUGAGAAAAUCUUGUUUGGUCCCAGCUACUUCAGCCCUCUGCUGAAAUCAAUCCCAAACAAAGGAGGAGGUGACAGGCUAAUGAUAGGCCAAGACAUUGAGGUGCGAGAUGAUUUUAUCGAAGCUCUUGAAUCGAGAUUCUUGUUUCUCGCUGCAGAUGCUCGCUCAACACUCAGGGGUUGGAGGCCUUCAUACAGAAACGUUUUACUUGCGGUGAGAAAUAAUUUGAAUAUUCCCUGCUCCAACCAAUUGCCAACCGAAGACCUAGAAGCGGAGAUUUUUCUUUAUCUUGUCGACAAUUACUCAAGUGAAGCAUCAGGGGUAUUUCCAGGCUUGUGGGAAAAUUCUGAAGUUUCAGAGGCAAAGGGAAGCUUAGAACUCGGGCUAAGUAAAUGGAAAGUUGAACUACUUGCUGCAUUACAAGUGGGUGCUACAGAGGUUCAAUCUAUGAUUCUGAAGGGUGGUGGCAUGAUCACAUUUGCCAAAAUUUAUCAGUUGUUGGCUAAGAAACUAUCGGGAAAAGUCUUCACUGAGGCUGCCAACUACCAGAUAAGGAAAGAGAUGCUAAAAAAGGGAGGACAGUUAGCCGCCGUUAACUUGGAAUCUCGAGCAGCUCUGCUUGCAGCAAAGCAUGGCUUUGCAGGAGCUGCAUCAAGAUACAUUGGCUUAAAAACAGCGAUGCAAUUACUGGGCCCCAUGAUGUGGGGGACAUUAUUGGCUGACUUAGUUAUUCAGAUGCUCGAGACUGACUACGCAAGAAUCAUACGAGCAAUAUACGCGUUUGCACAGAUUCGGAUCACCAGGACAUACAGGCUACCUUGUAAAUGAAGUAACAGUUUUUCUUUUGUUUUUUUAAUCAAGAUUUCUCAAUCUCAGUGUCCCCUAAGAAUUAUGUCGGUAAACAAUGUUUAUCACAACUCUGUAUUUGUUCGCUUGUGGUUGAAAUGAGAGUAGUAGACACUUUUACUCGAA